CGCGGUGACGUCAGAGCGACGACGCGAGGCCGUUUUAUUGUUCGGCGGCAGUGAAUGGCCUGCGGGGUGGCCUCCGCUCGCCUCCCCGCUCCCUCUUGGCCCGCACGGGGACAGGCGCGUACGGAGCCGUCGCGCCUCGCCGAUUGACUCCGGAUGCCCGUCCGCCCGCCCGUCCUGCCGCCGCCACCGCCACCGCCACCGCAGGCGCCGCCGCCGCCGCCGCGUAGUGGCGGCUCGAUUUGUUGCGGCGCGUCGGGCCUGGGGACCGUGAUGGAGACCGAGGUAUCAUCAAGAGCCCUCGCGGAGCCUCCCACAGACGGGCUGCUCGUGAUGCCACGACAGCCUCUUCUUGCCCCAACAUCCACCAUGGAGUUUCUCCCAACACAGUUCUUACCGAGCACCCAGUCUCCAACAAAGACGCGUCGCAGUGCAUUCGGCGUCCCGGAACAUAUCCAACCCCAGCAAGCCCAGAGUUCUGAUGGACCCGAGCCGCAGGCUAGCCUCCCCGCCGGCUGGGAAGGGUCAGCUGAGCACGUCUCCCUACAGUGGCAGUGGCCCAUUCCUGAUGCCAUGCCCUGGGUCACCCAGACUGCUGCACCCGUCUCCUUCACCGCAAGCCAUCCGCGAGAGACACACUGCCAGUCGGGGCUCAAGAGUGGUGGAGUUAUACGGCUCAAGAGGAGGAAGGCUGUGGAAGAAGAGGCGACUCGAUGCAAGCAAGCGCUCACGGAAGAAAUGAUGGCAGCCAAGCUGAGCAGCCUGAGCCUCAACAAUGACCACGUGUACGGCUCGAAUGGGUUUCCAGCGCGGCGCGACACGCAGGAACGCGACAGCAAGUACCGCCAGUGGGAGGAGGCGUACCGCCGCUUCUGCGAGCUCGAGGGCAGGCUGGAGGAGGAGGAGGAAGACGGAGAGAAGACCGGGGUGUUUGAGGAAGGCGUGUACGACAUGUCGGACAACCCCAUCAUCACCCUGUCCUGCACGCUCAAGGAGCAGCUACGGAACACCAUGACCGAUGCCAUCACUCAGCUCACCAUUGAUUCCAUCAGGCGGCCGUGCAUGGAGCUGGUCGUCUGGCACCCGCCGGACACGAUGCUUCGCGAGACGCUGCGUGCCAUCGAGUCCGACUCCCGGUCCCCGACUCCAGUCCCUGGGCCAGCGACACCGUCCUCCCGUGCCACCACCUCCUCCGCCAAGCUUCUUCCCAGUGUGGACGAGGGAGAAGUGGAGCCCUCUUGCGAGAAUGUGCUCGUUGAGACUGCUUUGAAUGCGGCCGCCAGACCCAGAACUCUCUUGACAGAAGAAGACAUGGAACUCUGAUCACAUUGAGGUUGCGAUGUGUGUUAUAUAUAUAUGUUUUUCUAUUUGAUGCCAUUUUUUGUUGGGUGAUGUUUUGAACUUUGUUUGAAGGUUUGUCAGUGUGAGGCACAGCUGUAUGGGACAGUAGUUGUAUUGCUAUUGCACUUAGUUUGCUAAAUAAUUUUCUGUCUAGUGUUAUUCCUCGUGUGUGCCCGAAUUCAUUGACCAGUACCAAUUUAACAACACUUCACUGUUUUAAUCUGUGAUCUUAAACAUUUGGUUGCAUUGAUUACCUACACCAGUAAUGCAAUUAAAAUCUUAAUAUGGUGUCUUAACGUUUAAUAAAGUGUGCAAUCAUCCCAACUCUUGAAAAUUGUUCCAUUCAAUCAGAAUAACAUGCAAUCUUAAAUGUACUUAUUUAAUGACUAAACAAUGUGUUUGUUUAAAUCCAGAUACAUUUGUUUAUUACAAAUACUUAACAAUUUUGAUGUAUGUAGCAUCCUAAACGUGAUUGCAUCUCAAGCCAAGGAUUGCUAGAGGAUUUUAGUCAACCAUAUAAUUAGCUGAAAUGAUAUAGCAUGCAAUGUGGAAACCUCACCACUAAAUCCUUAAUUUGCGUGAAAGUCUGCUCGAUGAAUUGCAUUUCCUCGUUCUAAUAUUUCAUUGAACAUUAGACCCCCUGCAAAUGUGUCCUUACAAAAAAAACUUGUCCUACUCGCAAACAAUCGAGAGAAAAAAAAUUAUCCGUCUUUUCUACGUUGUUGAAUAAAUACAUUUACUUUAAAGCCAAGCGAAGCAACUUGUGAAAGUAUUAUUGCACAUAGAAAUAACACGCAAACGGCAUGCUGCUCCCAAACAGCAGGAAGGCACGACUCCAAUCAUGACUCGUGUACAUGCCAUGUGACCCGCAUUGCGUUUACAGGAAAACCUUGCCCAACGUGUGUUUUGGCUGUACACUGUACGGAUAACGUGCAUUAUAAAAUCAUCCUACAGUCAUCCCACGGUGGGACAAAGACUUGAGAUGAAGGUACGCUGCGUUCUGUUUCAUUCCACAAACAACUACCAUACUGCUCGGCUGCGCAGCGCAAGAAAGUAGUUCCGUCAUCGACCGCUCAAACUGCGUCAUAACGGGCGAGUUCCACGUGCGAAAAGUAACGCGUUAAAGCGAAAACGCGUUGUGUGAACACUCGUUAAGCGAGGACUUGCUGUACACGGUUUACCUAAUGUCUUUUUUUCGGAACGGGGGAUGUUUCGGCUAUACGCGGUUUGACGCUGCUACAUUUCUCAUCUCUGUGUCGAAAAGCAUUGUUGUGAGAGUGCUGCAUUUUUUGGGAGGUGUGAAUAAAUCGACUGAACGAUU
This is a messenger RNA of Petromyzon marinus (sea lamprey), 2659 nucleotides long. RefSeq names its product coiled-coil domain containing 117 (gene CCDC117). Lineage: Eukaryota; Metazoa; Chordata; Hyperoartia; Petromyzontiformes; Petromyzontidae. The record is from RefSeq and is a predicted model, not a curated record.